Lodderomyces oxycetoniae is the source of this 1359-nucleotide messenger RNA. RefSeq names its product methionine aminopeptidase. The transcript has a single exon. Gene Ontology annotation, molecular function: metalloaminopeptidase activity. Bases 1 to 1359 code for a protein of 452 amino acids. Gene Ontology annotation, biological process: proteolysis. The record is from RefSeq and is a predicted model, not a curated record. Lineage: Eukaryota; Fungi; Ascomycota; Pichiomycetes; Serinales; Debaryomycetaceae. Gene Ontology annotation, cellular component: cytoplasm.
AUGACUUCAGAACCGGCAAAGACAGAGGUAACAACCAUUGAGAUAGAGGGUAAAACCAAAGAUCUUGAGUUGGGUUCAACUUCUACUGGCGAGACACCAGUUUUAGGCGACGUAGAGACCAAGAAUGAAGGCAGCUCAAGUCUCGGUGAUAAUGAUAAUGGUGAUAACGAUGAUGAUGAUAAUGAGGAAGGAGAGGGAGAAGGAGCCGACUCCACAACCGGGGACAAGAAAAAGAAGAAGAAAAAGAAUGGCAAUAAGAAAAAAAAGAAGAAACUUGUUCCAAUUGAUCAAUCUUUUCCCGAUGGAGUGUUCCCCGAAGGUGAAUGGCAAGAGUAUCAACUAGAUUCAAACAAGUACCGUACAACAUCCGAGGAGAUGCGGUAUUUAGAUAGGCAGAAGAACAACCGAUGGGAAGAUUUUCGUAAAGGUGCAGAGAUCCAUCGAAGAGUUCGUGCUAAAGCCAGAUCGUCUAUUAAACCAGGAAUGACAAUGACUGAAAUUGCAGAUACCAUUGAAAAUUCUAUAAGGGCCUAUGCUAAUGCCGACCAUACCUUGAAAGCAGGUAUCGGUUUCCCCACAGGGUUAUCACUAAACCAUGUAGCUGCUCAUUAUACUCCAAACACUGGGGAUAAGUUAUGUUUAUCAAAGGAUGAUAUUAUGAAAGUUGAUAUUGGUGUUCAUGUUAAUGGACGGAUUUGUGACUCUGCAUUCACAAUGACCUUCAAUGAGGAAGGAAAAUACGAUUCGCUUAUGCAAGCGGUUAAGGAAGCAACUAAUACCGGUAUAAAGGAAUCUGGAAUAGAUGUACGGUUGAAUGAUAUUGGAGCCGCCGUACAAGAAGUUAUGGAAUCGUAUGAGAUGGAAGAAAAAGGCAAAGUUUUUCCUAUAAAAUGUAUCAAAAACUUGAAUGGCCAUAAUAUUGGCGAUUUUGUUAUUCAUUCUGGUAAAACCGUUCCUAUUAUAGCGAAUGGCGAUAUGACAAAGAUGGAAGAAGGAGAGACAUUUGCCAUUGAAACUUUUGGCUCAACAGGGAAUGGGUAUGUUUUGCCUGAAGGUGAGUGUUCACACUAUGCUUUAAACCAGGAAAUCGACUCGAUUAAGCCACCGAGUGAUAAAGCUAAGCAGUUGCUUUCUACAAUACAGCAAAACUUUGGUACUUUACCUUGGUGCAGACGAUACCUUGAACGUACAGGGGUAGAAAAGUAUUUAUUUGCGUUGAACCAGUUGGUUAAAGUGGGGAUUGUAGAGGAUUAUCCGCCUAUUGUUGAUAAACGCGGAAGCUAUACUGCUCAGUUUGAACAUACCAUAUUGUUGCAUCCACAUAAGAAGGAAGUCGUUACUCGUGGUGACGACUAUUGA